AUGGCCUCCAAAUUUUCGCAUCAAAAACAUGAAGAGGAGCUUUCCGAGGUCGAUGUCGUGGAAUGGGCAAGACACGACCUCGAAAAGCGUUUUUCAAUUGGCUUCAACCCGGGCCACAUCGGGACCACUAGUAGUCCUGUUGCAAGCGACAUCCACGUCGUGAUUCAAACGCCGGGUCUUCCACAACUAGUGAGACCUCGACGGCUGAUGGUAACAGCAACACUAACGGGAUUACUUAUUGCCGUGCUACUCAUGGCACUCGACGUUAACAUUUUGGCCACAAGUAUUCCAAAGAUUACAACAGAAUUCCAAAGUCUCCGUGAUGCGGCAUGGUAUUCAGCGGCAUUCUCCCUGGCUCGACUUGCAACACAGCCAAUUUAUGGCCGGUUGUAUACUCUGUUCUCCAUGAAAGUAAUAUUUUGCUGCAAUAUGGCUACUCUUGCCGUGGGUUCCACCAUCUGCGCUGUGUCACCAAACUCCAUGACCCUGAUUAUCGGUCGCGGCAUUCAGGGUUUGGGAGUCAGUGGCGUGGCGUCAGGGGCUCUAAAUAUUGGUGGUUACACCGUGUCGAAAGCCCAAAUGCCUAUGAUGAUCUCUAUCAUGAGCUCUAUGAUGAUGGCAGCGGCUCUUGGAGGCCCAGUCCUCGGAGGCGUCUUCUCGGAAAGCUUUCUGACUUGGCGAUUUGGCUUUUGGCUCAACCUACCGCUUUCUGGUGUUAGUAUGAUUUUGGUCUGGAUCUUUUUCCCAGAGCCUCACAGACCUUCAACCAGAAUUUCACUGGAAGAUAAGCUUAUCAGGCUGGAUCCUACAGGCAGCAUUCUCAUACUGGGUUCUAUGACCUGCCUAGUCUUAAGCCUUCAGUGGGGUGGCAAUCUCCUGCCGUGGAGUAGUACAAAGGUCUUUGGCUGUUUGAUCGGAUUUGGAGUCCUAUUCUUGAUAUUUGCAUUUUUGCAAGUCAAGCAAAAAGACAAAGCCCUUGUUCCAGUUCGUAUCGUGAAGCAGCGAACCGUCGGAUUGAGCUGUGUCGCAACUACCUGUACUUAUCUGGGCGUCACGGUCCUGGCGUACUACGUGCCCUUUUACCUUCAAGCUGCCAGGGGUUUCUCUCCAAGAAUAGCUGGGUCAUAUAUGCUUGCCCUUGGGGGACCCGAGACGCUGGCUACUCUUGUGUCUGGAGCAUUGAUCACGUACACAAAACACUACGUUCCCAUGAUAGUACUUGGUGGAGCGAUAUACUCACUCGGCAGUGGACUUUUGUCGAGCCUCACCACUAGCAGUAACGCUGGACAUAUCAUAGGGUAUUCCAUUUUGACAAGCAUUGGCAUCGGUUUCAGUGCCCAAGUUCCGCUCACUGCCGUUCGAAAUGUCCUGCACGAGGCAGACAUACCAAUUGCAAAUGGUUUAAAUGUUUUCUCACAAAGCUUGGGUGUUGUGCUUGGGGCACCCAUUGCCCAAUCAGUCUUUAUCAAAACACUGACUAGCCGUUUGGCAUCUCGUCUCCAGCAAGGAAAUGUCACCCAGAUUACCGAUCUGGGGGCGGCAAAUAUCAAUCCCGCGCAUAUUGAGCCGCAGCUUCUGUCCUUUGUUGCGGAAGCUUAUCGAGACGCCUCGACUACUUCCCUAUAUGUGGCUGCUACAGCUGCUGCAGUCGUUAGUACAGCUGGGUUAUUUAUGGAGUGGAAGACAUUUAAAACUAAGCAUGAAUUGGAGAGUUAA
Colletotrichum truncatum is the source of this 1716-nucleotide messenger RNA. RefSeq names its product MFS transporter. Gene Ontology annotation, cellular component: plasma membrane. Gene Ontology annotation, molecular function: transmembrane transporter activity. NCBI's taxonomy places the organism in Eukaryota, Fungi, Ascomycota, Sordariomycetes, Glomerellales, Glomerellaceae. The record is from RefSeq and is a predicted model, not a curated record. Gene Ontology annotation, biological process: transmembrane transport.